UAUUCGUAUUAUAUUCUAUAUUCAACUGGAGUGAUAUCGAUACUCAUUAGCGCUUAGAAAUUUGUACAAGGAAUAUAUAUUUUUUCCUCAAGAAAACAACACCCUAAAACACAGAAAAAUGUCUGACCCUUGCAACUGCUCAGAAACUGGAAACUGUUUGUGCGUAGCCACCUGCCCAUCAACUGGAUGUAAAUGUGGGGGCGGAUGUAAAUGUGGACCCAGCUGCAAGUGUCCCGGAUGUAAAGUCAAUUGCAACUGCAACGGACUCUGCGCUUGCGGAAAGGGCUGCCUUGGACCUCAAUCAUGUAAAUGUACGGACAGUAACUGCGUCUGGAAUGAUGGUAAUGCAACACAGCGAAUCCCCAAAAUAAUUAUGACUCCCCACUCUGACAUAAAUAUGUCUGAUUCCUGCAACUGUCUAACAACCGGGAAAUGUUUGUGUACAGACUCCUGUCCAUUGAGUGGAUGUAAAUGUGGAAGCGUAUGUAAAUGUGGAUCCAGCUGCAAGUGUCCCGGAUGUAAAAUCGAUUGUAACUGCAACGGAAUCUGCGCCUGCGGAAAAGGCUGCAUCGGACCUCAAUCCUGUAAAUGUACCGACAGUAACUGCCUCUGCAAAAAAUGACUGCCUGGUCACGUGACAGAAUUCCAUUGUAAAGAACGAAAUAAUAAAUGUAUAAUAUUCCAUAA
Molecule: messenger RNA, 687 nt
Organism: Saccostrea echinata
Lineage: Eukaryota; Metazoa; Mollusca; Bivalvia; Ostreida; Ostreidae
Exons: 8
Coding region: 119-622 (167 amino acids)
Molecular function (GO): metal ion binding
Source: RefSeq, a predicted model, not a curated record